AAACAGUAAGAUACAUCACUUUGACUGAUCACGAUAUUUUUAUAUUAAAUUUGAUUUAUAACAAAUUGUUUAAAUAUACAAUUGCAGAGUUUGUUUAAUUACAAAAUUGCUUUUUGGUGAAAUUGACCAAAUAAAAAGACAAGAAACAUGUCAAGUUACAAAGAUGCAAUAUGUCAAUAUCAAUAUAGCGAUAUGGUGGAAUAUACUAACAGCCGUUUUUUUAUUUCAUCCUAUAUUUUAAACGCAGUAUUUAACAUAGCUACGAAUGGUUUUUUGAUUUUGGGUUUACAUAUUACGACCAAAAACAAAAAGUACACUCAAAACGAGAAGCUUGUUAUUGCACUAUCCAUUACUGAUAUAUUAUAUGCUCUAAUAGUUUCACCAUCUCAAACAAUAUUAUUAAAACUGAUUGAUAAUUUUGGUUGUUUAGAGAUAUCUAUUAUAUCAUUUUUUCGAAUCUGGUUGUUAGGCUUAUCGAGCUCAAUUUUUAUAUUAAUUUCUUUUGAGCGUUAUCUUACUGUAUUUUAUAACAACAAGAUUUGUGGAGUUACAAUCAAAGACUCCUACUUAUUUGGAUACCUUUCAUUAGUUAUUAUUUUUACAUGUUGUACUGCUGUCAUGUACAGUGUCAUGUAUGCUACAUCAAGCUUGCAUCUACAGUUUAUUCUCUAUAUGUGGACUGGUUUUAUUACAAUGCUUUCACUUUUUCUGAUUAUUUUUGCUAAUCUUUUAAUGCUUGUUCAAACUGAAAAAAAAUUGAGAAGAAGUUCUGUUCAAAUUCAGAAAAACAUUGAAAUAAAAAACUACAUAACAAAAACCGUAGUAAUAAUAUCACUUACACAUGUAUUGUUUUAUACUCCGUGCUUAAUAGCGCAAUAUUAUUUGUCGUUUGUUUUUUCAAAAAAAAAUAUUUCUCAAGUUCCAGGAGUUUAUCGGGUACUUAUGUGGACCAUAGCCAUUAGAGAAGUUAGUUCCUGGAUUAAUCCAUUGAUUUAUGCUGUUAGAAACAGAAAAGUUUCUAAGUUAUUUGGUUCUAGAAUAAAUUCAUUACUUGCAAAUUUUAUACUAAAGGAAAGACCGACCCGAGAAAGCACAUCGGAAUGCAGAUCUUUAUCUGCAAUUUAAUAAACUUUUAACAUUUUUUUAUUUUUUUAUUUUUUCUAAGUUUAUGACUUAACGUAUAAACGUUAAAAAAUAAUAUGACGUAACGUAUAAAUGUUUAACGUAUACCGUAACUAAUACUGUUUUACUUACUUAGUUUACUUUGUUUUUUUACUUUACCUUUUAUAAGUUUCUGAAAAGUUUAUUUCUAAAUUAAA
This is a messenger RNA of Hydra vulgaris (swiftwater hydra), 1319 nucleotides long. RefSeq lists its product as uncharacterized. Lineage: Eukaryota; Metazoa; Cnidaria; Hydrozoa; Anthoathecata; Hydridae. Gene Ontology annotation, molecular function: G protein-coupled peptide receptor activity. Gene Ontology annotation, cellular component: plasma membrane. Gene Ontology annotation, biological process: neuropeptide signaling pathway. The record is from RefSeq and is a predicted model, not a curated record.